Dentiscutata erythropus is the source of this 1542-nucleotide messenger RNA. The record is from the annotation of a GenBank genome assembly. Lineage: Eukaryota; Fungi; Glomeromycota; Glomeromycetes; Diversisporales; Gigasporaceae.
AUGGCGGUGAAUCCAACUAUUGAAGACGCCAUUAGUAGAAUUAUUUCUAGAUAUGCUCCGGUUUCUUUAGGAGCGGAUUUAACAAAUUUUACAAAAAAUGAAAAAAUUGCAAUUUCUAAAUUAGUUGCCGCUGGGAAGUUGAUCGACAGGAUCUACCUUCGUCAAAAAUGGAAAGGCAAUGAGGCUCUACUUGACCAACUCCGAAACACCAAGCCACAAGACAAAAGAUCACUACUAGCAUUCAAUUUGCUGAAAGGGCCAUGGGAUCGUGUUGAAGGUUUGGUCUUAUCUGAUCCUCCAAACCUUCCAGCUCACAAACCUGAGGGUGGAAAUUUUUAUCCUGAAGAUAUGACAAAAGAAGAAUUCGAAUCAUGGGUUGGAACCCUUGAGCCAGGACAACAAGCCAAGGCUAAAGGGUUUUAUCAUACGAAGCAGCAGGAUUGUUCAAAAUCAGUCGAAGAUGAAUCUUUGAGCAGAUUUUUAAGGACAAGGGCUGAAGCAUUUUUGAAUAACGAGUAUUUGGAAAGUGAGGUCGAUUGGUUGAACAUUAGCAAAGAGAGUCGCCUUGAAGUAUACACGGACGAACUGUUCUCCGCAAAAAGCGCCUUUGAAUUUUACAUUCACGCACGAGACUUUGAAUUUUCUAAAGUCUUGGAAAAGUUUUCAAAUAGUUUACAAGAAAUAGAAAAUAAUCUGCCAGUACCACCUGAAUAUAAAAACAAUGAUUUGAGAGCCACUCCAAUUGUUGUGGUGAAUCAAUUAUACGCCGCUGGCGAUGUUGCAGUUCCUAUGACAGCUGCAUACAAUCUUCCCAAUGAUGAAGAAGCUAUUAAACGCGGUGGGUCAAAAUUAGUUAUAAUUAAGAAUGUACAAGAAGGAAAAUAUCAUAAUAUUUUGGAGCCAAUCGCCCGAUCAACCAUAGCCGAAAAUCAGCUUCAACAUUUGUCGUUUGAUGCAUUCUUCACACACAUUCUUCUCCACGAAGUAGCUCAUUCUAACGGACCACACUAUACGAUUGGGCCUAAUCCAGUUACAGUCAGAUCACGUUUACAAGAAUAUCAUUCAGUCAUCGAAGAAGCCAAAGCUGUGUAUUCUAACUCUACAUCAUCUAUAUCAGAUAUAACCGGUUUGUUCGCGGCUGCUCAUUUACUUAAAAUUGGGCUUUUAACUGCGCCAUCAAUUCAACAAUUUUAUGUAACAUAUCUUGCCUCGGCGUUUAGAUCUAUUCGAUUCGGCAUAAAAGAGGCACAUGGAUUAGGCCAAUGUGUACAACUAAACUAUAUUUUAUCACAAGGCGGAUUCAUCUAUGAUCCAAUAACUGCGCGUUUUAGUGUCAAUUUUGACACUGUCGCAACAGCAAUUUCUAAUUUGACAAGGGAUAUCUUAAUAUUGCAAGGAGACGGUGACAAAAAGCGCGUAAAGGAAUUUGUCGACAUGUAUGGUGAAGUGAGAAAAGAAGUUAAAGAUGCACUGAGCAAAUUGGAACGUGAAGGAAUACCCGUUGAUAUUAGACCUUUAUACGAGAUCGAAAGGGACGCGUAG